GACUGAAUGUUAUUUCCUUAAAUUCCUUUGGCUAUGUAGUUUGAGAAUGUACUAACCAGGUUUACGCAUGUGCAAGGAUUGCGUAUCACACAGACAGCAGGUUUGUGUUGUUUCUGAACAAAGUCAAAACCUCAAAGUUUUGUGAAUACAUGUACCUGGAAGAUGAUGAAUCCAUGUCCUCUUCAACUGUUGCCUAUAAGUCUCAUUUCAAGUCCUUCAAAUUCAACAGCAACAGUGGGGAGAUGAGAGGAUUGAAGACAAACAAAAAGACCAGUUUAGAACUUAAAAGUUCAAUCAUCUCUGGCCUAAAAACUGAAUGUUAUGAGGUGGAUUCAGAUUUACUUCCAGAUGAUUGUCAGAACAAAGAUGUAGUCAGUAACCCACCAAAAGUCAGUAGUUUUAUGGCUUGGAAAGAUUCAGGGAAUACAGGGAACCAUGUAGCGCACAAUUCUGAUUGUCCUAGAGACUCAAAAGGAAGUGAGGAAGGAAAGAACCUUUACACCGGAAAGAGUAUUAUAGAGUAUGAAUUGCCAGAGCUGGAUGUUUUCCUUCAUGAGAGCAGUUAUCAGUUUGUUAAGGACAUUUGCAUUGACAGCGGAGUGUCUUCUCAGGGCAAGUGUUUGGUUGAGAAUUGUGAGUUGAACCAUAAUAGUAUCUCUUGCAUACUUAACUCUGAAGUGGAUAGCAAUGGUGAAUUAACAGAAGAAACACUGGACACAGCAUCAUCUGCUUCAAAUGGGUCACGAUGUAGCACUGACAAAGACUGCAAUAAGGACGCAAUCAAGCAGUGUGGUUCGGAGGACUUAAUUAUGGAAGGUGAAGUAGAUUUUGAUGCGAGACAAGAUAUUUCUGAUAAUUUCACUAAGAAGAUCAUCCCUAGAAUUCUGCUCCCUGUUAGAGAGGCUCCAAGUAAGGAAGCAGGCUCGGCAAACUCUAUGGUAUCAUCUACAACUGAAGCAAUUGAUCCAAGCAAGACAUAUUCAAGAAGUGAGGAGGAGGAUGAAAAUAUCACUAAUAACCUUGAUUUGGCUAACACCACAACAAGCACCAGAGAGGAAUCCCAACAAUUUGCAGCUUGUCAACAGCCUCCCCAAUCUGGCAGUAUAUCUCAUCGGUCAACUAGCAGCAAUGCCAGUUCUCAUUCAUUUGCAUUUCCCAUAUUACCUGCUGAGUGGACUGGCAGCCCAGUAAGAAUGGUAAAAGCUGACAGGAAGCAAUCACAAAAGCAAAGACGUUGGAGGCUAUCUUUUCCCUGCUUUAAAUUUUGAAUAUUCUAUAUUCCUUGGUGGCUUUCUUAAUUUAUUAUGCUUUCUUUUCUUGUUCUUUUGCUCUGGCAUUGGUGCAUAGUGUGUCAUACAGAUUAUGCAUGUCCUUGUGAUUUUAACAUACUAGUGGUUGGAAAUUUUACCCACUUCUUGGCUAGAGUUAAUAAAGGUUAGUCACAACA
Quercus robur (English oak) is the source of this 1447-nucleotide messenger RNA. RefSeq lists its product as uncharacterized. The transcript has 4 exons. The coding region runs from base 150 to 1268 and encodes 372 amino acids. The record is from RefSeq and is a predicted model, not a curated record. NCBI's taxonomy places the organism in Eukaryota, Viridiplantae, Streptophyta, Magnoliopsida, Fagales, Fagaceae. Gene Ontology annotation, biological process: regulation of asymmetric cell division.